Messenger RNA from Fonsecaea nubica, 1455 nucleotides. Its product is annotated as farnesyl-diphosphate farnesyltransferase. Gene Ontology annotation, cellular component: endoplasmic reticulum membrane. The transcript has 3 exons. Gene Ontology annotation, molecular function: squalene synthase [NAD(P)H] activity. The coding region runs from base 1 to 1455 and encodes 484 amino acids. Gene Ontology annotation, biological process: farnesyl diphosphate metabolic process; ergosterol biosynthetic process. The record is from RefSeq and is a predicted model, not a curated record. Lineage: Eukaryota; Fungi; Ascomycota; Eurotiomycetes; Chaetothyriales; Herpotrichiellaceae.
AUGGUCAAAUCCAGCGAGGUUUUGUUUUACCUCCUACACCCCCAGCAAUUGCGCUCUAUCAUUCAAUGGAAAGUCUGGCACAACCCGGUCCACGAACGAGAUGAAUCCAAAGAAACCGAAUCCGUCAAAAACUGCUUCAAGUACCUGGACAUGACCAGUCGCUCCUUCAGCGCCGUCAUCAAAGAGUUGCACCCAGAGCUUCUUCUGCCAGUUACUGUGUUCUACCUGGUUCUACGCGGUCUGGAUACCAUUGAAGAUGACACCUCGAUCCCCGCUAAGAAGAAGGAACCAAUUCUGCGCAGCUUCGACGAGGUUCUUGAGAUUGACGGAUGGACUUACACUGAGAACAGGCCAGAGGAGAAGGAUCGAGAACUGUUGCUCAAUUACGGUUGCGUCAUCGAAGAGUUCAAGAAGAUGAAACCUGCCUACCAAGUUAUCGUCAAGGAUAUCGCGAAGAGAAUGGGCAAUGGCAUGGCCGACUAUUGCCUGAAAUCUGAGAACAACAAUUUUGCCGUCAUGACCUGCGAAGAGUACGACCAGUAUUGUUACUAUGUGGCGGGAUUGGUCGGUGAGGGAUGCACGAGAAUGUUUGUUGAGAGCAAAUUCGGAAACCCGGCUCUGCUCCAGAGAUCCAACCUUCACAGAUCGAUGGGGCUUUUCCUGCAAAAGGUCAACAUCAUACGAGACGUGCGAGAGGAUUUCGACGACCAGCGAAUAUUCUGGCCAAAGGAGAUCUGGUCCAAGCACGUUGACCAAUUUGAAGAUCUCUUCAAACCAGAGUACAAGGAGCAGGCACUAAAUUGCAGCGCGGAAAUGGUAUUGAACGCACUCGAGCAUGCCGACGAAUGUAUUUUCUAUAUGGCUGGGCUUCGGGAGCAGAGUGUGUUCAACUUUUGCGCAAUUCCCCAGACUAUGGCGAUUGCGACGCUGGAUCUCUGCUUCAGGAAUUACUCCAUGUUCCUCCGCAACAUUAAAAUCACAAAGGGCGAGGCCUGUCAGAUCAUGCUCGAAUCGACCCAAAACCUGCAGGUGGCGUGUGAGGUGUUCCGCCGACAUAUUCACUCUAUCCGCAAAAAGAAUCGGCCGCAGGACCCCAACUUUUUGAAGAUCAGUAUUGCCUGUGGCAAGGUGGAGCAGUUUAUCGAGUCGAUAUUCCCCUCCCAAAAGGUUGAGGACGUCUUGGCCAAGAACAAGGCAGACGAGGCUCGAGCGGCCCUUUCCAAGAAAGGAGCAUCGAAGGAUUCAUCCGAGUCACUUGCGCUGUUUGGCGCGGUGGGUGUGAUGCUCCUCAUCAUUACUGUUACUAUACUUGGGGCCGCAUGGCUUGUGGGUGCCCGAUUCGACGUGGUCUUUGAGGACCUGAAGAAGUUCUGGGGACAGAUGUGGAGCGGUUCAGUCCUCAAUGGAACACAAAAUGGCACUUCGAGCGACACCACUAGUCAUGGCGAACUAUGA